GUGUGCACGCCGCAACGCGACCGAAAUGUUGUGCRUAUAUCACUUAUCACUGCAUUAGAGAUCAGUAUUCGCUAAUCACUAAUCAGUAAUCACUUUUCGGUUGUACGGACGACGUACUGACGUACUGUUAACUGCUAUAUAGUAGACAGCGAGUGAGUUCAAGUUGUAGUGCUACUAAAUUAUAGUGCUAGUGCGCUGUUUAACGUUCAGUAUUCCCUGUGUGUACACGUGAAUGCCGAACGACCGAACCUACUACGUACACGCGCUCCAACGCCAAUCAUCAACGUUGUCGGCGACAACCACGGACGWACGCAGUAACACGCGCCGAUCUUGCGUUUCGUGCGGUAAACACUUCACGCAACCACUUACCGCCUAUCGUCGUCGGGCCUGCCGGCUGCCGAUUGCCGAACGUUCGUUAAUUGCGGACAUGGCGGGACAACCGUUGGACGUGUUUCGUGUAGAGCCCGUAAUUUCAAUUGUGUUUUUUUACGGUAAAUUAUUUUCUUCCGAAGUAUAACUCAACUAAUCAGUUAUCAUAAAUUAAAAAUAAAUUAUUAUUACCAUUACGUACUGUUGUUUGAUAGUUACGUUGAUUUUAUUGUUAUAACUAUAUAUACAUAUUUCUUUUUUGUUCAAACAGUUUUGAGUUAGUUUUUUCAUUACUUACCAAAACUCUAAUAGUUAAUUUUUAUUUUAUUUUAAUCAUGUGAAAUUGGUGUCCUAUUAAUCGUUGACACUUAAUGCAUGUGCCCAAUCCGUUUUUGGGUAUAUUCAUUACCGUAAUUUUUUGACUGCGCUUGUAAAGUUUCACUCCAAGAACAAUGUUUGCAAGAUUUGGUGUGCUGUGUGUGGUCCUGAUAGGCACGGCUAUAGUCAGYUCACUCCCAGUGGACGAAAAUGAUGAUCUACUACCUGCGGACAUUGGCGAUUCACUGCCUUCUGAGCAAACAACAAAACAUACACCUACCGUUUCUCUAGGACUGGUGCAUGCCUUUGUUGCAUCACUUUCUGUGAUAGUUGUCUCUGAGUUGGGUGACAAGACAUUUUUCAUUGCUGCUAUUAUGGCCAUGCGACAUUCGAGAAUUACAGUAUUCACUGGUGCUAUAUCUGCUCUUGCACUUAUGACGAUCUUAUCAGUUUUAUUUGGAUAUGCAGCAACAGUUAUACCUCGUGCAUACACAUAUUACAUAUCAACAGCUUUAUUUGCUGUGUUUGGACUUAAAAUGUUAAGAGAAGGUUUCAAAAUGUCUCCCAAUGAAGGACAAGAUGAGCUUGAAGAAGUACAAGCUGAUUUACGACGAAAAGACGAUGAGAACAAGAAGAAUAAUAAAGAUGCGUCKCCAGUUACCGAGAAAGACGAUAAAUCGCCUGCGGUUGUGCCAUCUGUGGUUGAAACUAUCAACGUGACUGUUGACAAUAGUACUGACUUUAAGGAUGCAGACAUUGAACAACAGGCUCCAAAAAGAUGUCGAUUGCGAUUCGGCAGUAAGAGUUUGUUGAUUGUGUCAAAAACUCUGAUACAAGCUUUUACAAUGACAUUUCUUGCAGAAUGGGGUGACCGUAGUCAAUUAGCCACAAUAAUUUUGGCAGCUAGAGAAGAUGCUUAUGGUGUUGCACUUGGAGGAGUCCUAGGACAUUCUUUAUGUACAGGAUUAGCUGUUAUUGGUGGUCGUUUCAUUGCUCAAAAAAUAUCUGUUCGAACUGUAACUAUUGUUGGUGGUGUUGUAUUUAUAAUGUUUGCCGUGACUGCACUAAUGUUUGAUCCAAACGAAGGAGAAACAUAGCCAUAAGAAUAACAACUAUUAAGGCCAUUGCAAAUGCUCCAGUUCCAGAACUCAGCAUACUUAGUUCAUCUGUGAUAUUUAUAUUUCACUAUUCUUUUUAGUGUAUGCAUUCAUUCAAGUUUAAAAUUCAAUAAUAUUGGUUAAUUUUUGUAUUAUUGAUCUAUAUAUAUGUUAUAUUUGUAUAAAUAAAGUAUUAUUAAUGAGAUUUAUUGCCAUAAGGUAUAACAAUGUUUAGUAUAUAAACAGUGAAUGAUAAUAAAAGUGAUAUAUUUGCCUAAAUACUUUUGUCAAUUACUUAA
This is a messenger RNA of Diuraphis noxia (Russian wheat aphid), 2083 nucleotides long. Its product is annotated as putative divalent cation/proton antiporter TMEM165. The record is from RefSeq and is a predicted model, not a curated record. NCBI's taxonomy places the organism in Eukaryota, Metazoa, Arthropoda, Insecta, Hemiptera, Aphididae. Gene Ontology annotation, biological process: manganese ion transmembrane transport; Golgi calcium ion transport; calcium ion transmembrane transport. Gene Ontology annotation, molecular function: calcium ion transmembrane transporter activity; manganese ion transmembrane transporter activity. Gene Ontology annotation, cellular component: Golgi apparatus.